Messenger RNA from Mucor velutinosus, 1080 nucleotides. RefSeq lists its product as uncharacterized. Lineage: Eukaryota; Fungi; Mucoromycota; Mucoromycetes; Mucorales; Mucoraceae. The record is from RefSeq and is a predicted model, not a curated record. The transcript has 2 exons. The coding region runs from base 1 to 1080 and encodes 359 amino acids.
AUGGUCUCAGUCCGUACUUCUAGUUUGAUCGCAGCAUCAGUUGCUCUUCUUUCAUCUUAUGUCAAUGCAUACGGUCAAAUCGCCCAAGUAGUUGAUGCAAACAACUUUUGUGUAUUCUUGCCUCCCAACGACUCAAAAGACAGAAUUAUCGCUGAUACAGAAUGGAAUGCUCAAGCUUUCUGUAUUGGUAACACUCCAAAAGCUAAAAACGCUGGCAAGUUGGAUUCCGGUUUCAUUCAAUCAGCACACUAUCUCAAGACUGAUCAAUACGUCCAAGUAACAGGUCAAAUCAAUCCUGCCAAGGCCAGAUUGAUUGCCUCUGAUGAAGGUGGUCAAAUGGAUGUCAGAGCUCCUAUGGGAUCCAGUUGUGCUGGUUGGAAGUAUUAUGUCAAUUUGAUUGAACCCGCUGGCAAUACUUAUUGUAUGCGUUGUUGUAAUGAUGACAGAACCUGUAAUCGUGGUAUCUCCGAGAAGGGUUGUGCUCACAUUAUUCCUGGUGACUACAGUGGUCCUUAUGGCGAUAAUGGAUCUUCGUCAUCUGGCGCUGCUGAUACUACCACAAAGGCUACUACUACCAAGGCCACAACUAAGACUACAGAGAAGGCCACCAAGACUUCUUCUUCUACCGCCAAGAGUGCUCCUACCACUAAGACUAAUGCUGCUGAUACUUCUAAGGCUACCGAAGGCUCCAAUGACUCCAAGGCUACUGAAGGUUCUGGUGCCUCUGAUGCCUCUGAUGCCUCCGGUGCCACCACUGGAAAUGGUUCUUCUGAUAAAGCUUCUUCUGGAACCUCUGGUGAUGAGAGCGCUAAUGCCAAUCGCGGUGCUCAAGAUAUUACUUCCCCUACUACUCCCGCUGCUGCCAAAAACGAACCUGUCCUUGCCACUUCCUCUGCAGGCUCUCCUACCGCUACCACCGCUGAUGGUGCUUCUGGCACCGUUACUCCUCCUACCACUGAGAUGCUGAGCCAAAACGACAAGGUUUCCGAGCAAUCUGUAAACGGAGCUGAUCAUUUCCAGCCCACCCUUAUGACUCUUGCUGCUGUUAUGGUUACCAUGGCCAUGAUGAUGCUUCAAUAA